Messenger RNA from Clupea harengus (Atlantic herring), 476 nucleotides. Its product is annotated as cornifelin homolog B-like. The record is from RefSeq and is a predicted model, not a curated record. NCBI's taxonomy places the organism in Eukaryota, Metazoa, Chordata, Actinopteri, Clupeiformes, Clupeidae.
AUGGCGCACAGGAUGGUGGUGCAGCAGCCCAAACCGGUCAUCAUGGCCGCUGCCACAGACCAGUGGACCACCAGCAUCUGCGAAUGUGACAACGUGAACGACUGCUGUUUCUCGUUCUGGUGCUGCUCGUGUUUCGCGUGCAUCACGGCGCGGGACCACGGGGAGUGUCUGUGCCUCCCAUUGGUCGACUCGUUUGGGUGCAUCCCCCCCAUCACACUCUCCAUGAGGGUGUCCAUGCGCCGCACGUUUGGAAUCAAGGACACCAUCUGUAAUGACUGCAUUUACGCCUUCUGCUGCGGACCCUGUUCCUACUGUCAGAUCAGACGAGAGAUGAAGGCUCGCCUCCACCCCGUCACCCUCAUCAACAAUCGGGCUCAGUAACCACGGCCACCGGCGAUUCUUAACCCUACCCCCGCACUUUAGAAUAAUCUCCAUCACCCUCUUCAUCGAUUUCAGCCACCAGUGCUGAGUAGAAA